AUGCUCCGCGAUGCUUUAAUCAAUGUUGGCUUUUUCUACCUACAAAGGCCGCCCGUUUCACCCGAUCUUCGAUCUGCUCUUAUCAAGAAGGGAUUGGAACUAUUCGAGUGCCCGGUAGAAAAGAAGCUAGAGAUUGAAAUGGUGAACAGUCCCCAUUUCUUGGGCUAUUCUAGACUUGGAGCUGAGAUUACUGCUCUGAAAUCCGACCAUCGCGAGCAAUUUGAUUGGCCAGAUGAAACCUCGGUCCCGGGAUUUCGUAAUACUCUCGAAGAAUACCUAGCCGAAGUCAGUCAACUGGCAUCAUCGUUCACGGAGCUUAUUGCAGAAGCGUUGGAUCUCCCAGCAACGGCAUUGAAUCAAGCAUUUGAAACUCCUCAACAACAUAAACUCAAACUAAUCAGAUACCCUACUCCACCACUCUCCCACGACUCAGAUUCUGGAUUCCAGGGAGUCGGUCCUCAUAAAGACUCCGGCUUCGUGACUUUUCUUCUCCAAGCUACAUCACAUCAUGGCUUGGAGGUACAGAAUAAAGAAGGGCAAUGGAUCCCUGCUUCACCAAUCCCAGAUUCCUUCGUGGUGAACAUUGGCCGAGCUCUCGAGGCGUUGACUGGAGGCAUUUGUACAGCGACUACCCAUCGUGUUUCGCUGCGAAAAGAGAACUUCAUCGACCCUAAUGGCAAUCCACUUGGGGCACGAUUUUCAUUCCCUUUUUUCCAAGGAGUCAGCCUCGAUCUCUCCGCCGACAAAAUCAAUAUAGUCAUUCCAGAGCAUAUUCGAGACCUUGUGAAGGAUGAGAAAGUCAAAUCUGAUGCUGAAGCAACAUUCAACGACAUAUUCAAGAACAAGAUUGGUGAAGGCACAUUUAUCGCUCGGAUAACGAGUCAUCAGGAUGUUGGACAACGAUGGUAUCCCGAUAUACUGGCAAAGGCUCUGAAGGGCCAACAGGAUUUUGUGACUCAAUAA
This is a messenger RNA of Penicillium malachiteum, 963 nucleotides long. RefSeq names its product isopenicillin N synthase family dioxygenase. NCBI's taxonomy places the organism in Eukaryota, Fungi, Ascomycota, Eurotiomycetes, Eurotiales, Aspergillaceae. Gene Ontology annotation, molecular function: dioxygenase activity. The transcript is spliced from 3 exons. The record is from RefSeq and is a predicted model, not a curated record. Bases 1 to 963 code for a protein of 320 amino acids.